AUGGAUGGUGAGCGUUCGAAGCUCGCCGCUCUCUCGCUUCCGCUGCUGCAGGGCCUUUGCCGCGCCCGCGGCAUUCCGCCUGGGCGUUCCUCAAAGGAAGACCUUGUGGAGCGUCUCGUGGCGAAGAGGAAAGCGAAGGAUGGCGACGCCAAUGCAGCCAGGAAGCGCCCGGCGCAGGUGAGUAUUCAUGGCCGGUGCUCCCCGGAAUCGACUGUGGUGCUGCUUCAGUCAGGUGACACCUUCGCCUUGGGAGCCGGCCAUGGAGCCCCGAGCGGUUUCCGGCCCCUUCGCUGCGGGCGCUGCGGCGAGCUCUUCGAUUUGGGAAAAGCGACUUUCACCCACGAUCCAAAGCGAUUCUGGUGUCCCAAAUGUCGUUUUCGGGCCAUGGACCCGUUCAACGAGGUUGUGGAUGGAGGGCUUCUGCACCUCUGCCUGGUCACGGCCGCCGAGCAUCGCUUUACCUUGUCGCUCCCGCUGCUGAAGGAGUGGCGUGCCGCUGGCGAAGCGGUCUGGGUUCGCAUGGUGGCCCUGGACUGCGUCGAGCUCCUCCAGGUGUGGCCGGAAGAGCUCUCGCUGGAGGCAGAUGGGCGGGAGCUUUUUCGCAUCGCGCCGCCAGAGAAGGGCCACCGGCGGCGUGAUGUGCCCCAGGAGCUGACGUACCAGCUCAUGGCUGGCCCUAACGUCCUGCAGCUCCGAGUGAACGCCUCUGCCGUCGGGUCGGGGCUGGCCCUAG
Molecule: messenger RNA, 733 nt
Organism: Symbiodinium necroappetens
Lineage: Eukaryota; Dinophyceae; Suessiales; Symbiodiniaceae
Source: the annotation of a GenBank genome assembly